Molecule: messenger RNA, 2068 nt
Organism: Oreochromis aureus
Lineage: Eukaryota; Metazoa; Chordata; Actinopteri; Cichliformes; Cichlidae
Product: calcium homeostasis modulator protein 6
Exons: 2
Coding region: 581-1198 (205 amino acids)
Molecular function (GO): monoatomic cation channel activity
Source: RefSeq, a predicted model, not a curated record
UGUCAACUUGCAUCCAUUUUUGUAAUUCCAAACACUUGUAGCAAAUGGGGGAAACGCUUGAGUACUUCAAGCAUUAACAACUGUAGCUAUGUGUGGUAAAUUAUGUGUCCUUUUUUUAGAUGAUUAUGAUUUUCAUUUUGAAAUCCCUUCCUUUUAGUUUUGUUGCAGUGUGAAUUGGGGAUUGCAAGUUGAUUCUUCAAUGUAAAAGCCUGCCUUUGGAUAUAUGGCUACCCCUACAUGUGUUUUUUGCUGGAAAAUGCCAAUCUUUGCUCAAUUGCAGAACAAACUUCCCUCCACUUUACAGCCCUCCCUCCAGUUUGUCCAUGGAAGACCACAUUUAAAAAGUAACCCCACCUGAAACUUCACAAAGCCCAAUCAGCUAGAGAAAUGUCAGAGCAGACGGCACACCCUCUUUUGUUCAAAACCAAUCAGAGUGGAAGUGUGGCAUUUUGCCCGAGGGGAAAACUUACCCCUGGAUGCGUUAAUUACGCAUCACUUAGCUGUUGCCAAUGUGUUCACAACGGAGGAUCCUCUUUUGGGUUUUUUACAACGACUGUCUUCAUUCUUUGGUCAAUCUAGUAUGGAAAGUAGACAACAAUGGCUUACCAGGCUGAAAAAUGAACUUAGUAACAGUCCUCUGGUAUCAAAUGUGGCUUUUGGCUUUAUCCUCAUGGGACUAGAGAAGCUGGUGGAGCUGGAGUUUGAGUGUCCUUGCAGUCCUAAAUGGAACGGAUUGUUUUCAUCAGCAUUCUUCAUCAUUCCUGCCGUCAUGGCCUUCACUUUGAUGCUGAUCAUUCAAGGAUGCAGAUGUGAUAUGUGGUGCAGGAAAACUGUGUCCCUCUCCAGUUUUGUUCCCGCUAUCGUGUGGCUGAUUUUAUUGUUCCUCGAUGGCCAAUACUUUGCUUGUGCUAUGACAGACUGGGAGGGUAGAUUUGUACUAGUUGACAAGGCAGCUCCACAGAAAUGGUGUGAGCCAAUUAGAGAGGGAGAUGUCACCACACAAGAACUAAUGCUCCGCUCACAACAGCUGUUUGUGUUUUCUCAGGUUAUAGGCAUAGUCCUCCUCAUUUUCAUCUGUGUGGGUCUCAUAGUGUAUGUAAUCAGAGAAAGCUGCCAACAAGAGGUGGAGAUGCAGGAUGCAAAUGUAGCUGAGCUCACUGUGCUCAGGAUGAGCUCUCUAAGGACCCGGACAUCUUGAGGGGACACACACCGCCCACCACGCCUGCCCUGCUGGCACGGAUACUUGUAAAUACUUGGAACAGACAUUUACUAUAAGUUUUUGUAACUGAUGUACCAUUUGAGUAUUUUCCUCAUGGAAGCGGGAUAUACAGUGCCUUUUGAAUAGCCACUGAUGCUGCCAAAUGAAGCCUCAUAAAUAUGCAUAUAAUAUCAAUAUUAGUGAAAACUCUUAUUGUCCUGUAAUGUAAUGUGAGGGUUUUUUGUUUGUUUGUUUUACCUAAACUUUGUGGUGUGUUUUGAGAAAUAUGGUUCUCUUUUCGUGUCUUGUCUGCGAAAGCUACAUAAAGUAAUGGAUUAGUACAUCGAUCGCCAAUUCAGCUGAUUCAUCUUUUUUAUUAGACUACUUCAUGACAAGCAGCACAAGGCAGGAGCCAGCAAGAAGAGAAACUGUUAAGCACCAUUACUUUCAAUAAAACAUCUCUUUGUUUUUUGAAUUUUUGUCCUUAGCUAACUAGCUCUUAACCCCAGUAUUAUUUUACUGCACACAUAUGUGCAUUUAAUUUUUAGCAUGUUUGUUUUUGCCCUUAAAAGUGAUAUUUCACUUUGUCAUGUAAUCAAGUUUUUUAAUUUUUUUUGUUUGUGUUUUUAUCUUGACACAAGUGAAAUCCACCAGGCAGCUAAUAUUGAUCCGACUAAUAUUAGUUGACUUGUACUAUUGUUUUUUUAAUGUGUGAUUGCUAAAAGAAGAAUGUGAAAAUUUCACUUCUCUAAACUGAAACUUCACUUCUUGUUUUCCCUCCUGUAGCCAAAGAUGUUAGACCCCCGUUAUGUUUACUUUUUGGUAACAGUAAAAAUUCAGACUUAAGUGAAAUUCUUAAUGUUUCACCUG